Molecule: messenger RNA, 1057 nt
Organism: Drosophila virilis
Lineage: Eukaryota; Metazoa; Arthropoda; Insecta; Diptera; Drosophilidae
Source: RefSeq, a predicted model, not a curated record
GCUUAAAAAAGUAGCGUCGUCUUGAAAGCUUCGCCAAUCAAAAAGUUUACGUCAAGCAAAUAGUUCGUCUUCUGUGGAACUGAAACAUUUUAAUACGGCAAUAAAAUGAUACAAUCGGAAACAACUGCGGAACACGAUAAUGUAAAAAGCGAUACAACUGUGGCGACAUUGACCUCGGAAGUCAAGGUAUUGUCCAUUGGUAAUCGGAGGCGAAACUUCAGGUCUAAAAAAAAACCGGUGGUUAAGUUUGAUAUGAAUGUUUUUCUUGACAACUGCAAGAAGCAUUUUGGACUUCUUCUAAUGGGAACUCGUACGCCCACAGAAGUGGCCAUGAAUUGGUCUAUGAUGCAAUUUCUUGAAAUGAAAAGAAUCGAGGAGGAUAAUCAAGUAAAACGCUUUCAAUUCUAUUGCCAUCCCAGUGGUAGGGAUAGUGGUUAUAUGAUGUAUGGCCAGACAGUUAAUGCCGAGGCAGUAUUACACGAUAUAAGAAAGCGACUGAAGCAAGAAAAUUGGACUUCAAAAUAUGUUUUAGAAAUGCCUGUUAACGAAAAUUGUUAUAAGGGCUAUAGAUCUAAGGUUGAUCAAAUAUUUGCUGAGGCCCUUGACGCUGAAAGGUACAGAAUUUUUCAGUUUUUGUAUUAUUUACACAAAGAACAUGUUAAAAAAUGUUAGCAAUGUGAAAAAUUGCCUGUUCUUUUUUUUCAAAAAUUAUAAGGUUAUUCGCUAAAGUUGUCAUAUGAUGAUUAGCUUUUAAAUGUGAUAUUAAUAUGCAUAAAUUUUUUACUUAAGAAACAAAGCCUUAAUAUACGUUAGAGUAUAUCUUAUUAUAGAUUCUGGCCUUCUACUUGAUAUUAUCAUUGUAAAUAUUGUACUACAAUCUAUAUCUGACUGUAAAAUGCUAUUAAUAUGUAACAACAAAAGCAUUAAUAAACUAAAGGACGGCUGUAACAAAUACAUUUGUGCAUAAAUAGCCAUAUACACACACACAUGUAUAUUUAUAUCUGUACAAAUAAACAAACAACUUGCCAAUAUGUAAACAACGAGCAAUGUACAAAAA